AUGAAAGGAGUCGUUGAAUAAUCAAAAUUACAAAUUCGAUUAGAUCAUGUGAAAUUUCCAUCAUAUUUGAAGUUGAUAGAGGAAACUGAACAAAUACAUACAAAUAUUCUCAAGAUUUUGUAAUUAAUCUAAAUCAAAGAUAUUCAAGUACAUGAAAUAGUUUCUAAUUUUUUAGGAUUUAUUUUACAUACUUAAACCAACCUAACAACUUUAUAAUUGUAUCUGUGGUUUAUUAUGUUUUGUUGCUGGAGUUGAUAAAUCUAUCACAACUGACUAUUUAUUUCUACAAUAGAGAGAUUGGGUAGCUAGUUAGAGUCAAUUUUGUAAAAGCUAUGAAUAGAUUAAUUCUAUUUUAUCUAAUCUUUAAUAGAACUUGAUAAAGAAGAAGAUCAAUAUUUCUAAUAUUAAGGAGGCUUAAAAGUAUUAUAAAGAAGAAUUAAAACUUUAAAUCAAUUCAGUUGCAGAUAAACUUGAAAGGAUUUUAACUUUAUCAAUCAAUUAUUAUACUUCAUUCUAUAAGAUAAUCAAACUCAAUUAAAAGUAUGAGUAAUAAAUUAAGACUCCUCAAGAAAAGAGUUCAGAUUAAUUAAAGUCUUAUAUGUUAUCAAAAUUAAGCAAUAAUUUUAAAGAUGACGACUCAGAAGGUAAGGUUGAAGAAGAAACUUAAAUAUAAAAUGAAUAACUUUAAUUAAUUCCAUCUACUCCUAAAGAUUAAGCAAAUUCCUUUUAAAUGUUGAGUUAAUUUAAAGAUUUCAAUUCCUAUAAGAAAGGAAUCUCUGAUCAUCAAAAUACAUCUAAAAGCCCAAAGUUACCUAAUUAUUCAAGUUCAUCAAAGAAAUAAUAUUAUUAUAAAUCAAAAUCACCAUUAUAAAAUUCAAAUAAAUAAUAAGAAGUAAAUCAAUUUAUGAAUGAAUACAUGAGUUUUUAAGAUUAAGUAAGCGUUAAAAGUUUUUAAACAUAACCUUAAGAAUAUUUAAAUAGUUAAAGGAAUAAUUAAAAUAUGACUAAUAUCAUGAAUAAUCAACACAAAUCUUCUCAAUCUAAAUCUCCAAGAAUUGCUGCUCGAUAAAAAAAUCCUAUAAAAUAGAAAAAUAUUAUUAUUUAAGAAGCUCCAAAUUUAAAUUAAAUAGUAGAAAAGAUAUAGAAGAAUGAUCCAAACAUAGAAAAAUAACUAAAAGAGGAAUUAGAAAUAAUUUAGAAGUAAAUAAAAAAAUUAGAGGCUACAAAAAAAUAAUUAGAAUGGCAAGAUGAAAGAUAAGUUAUAAAUAUAUAAUAUUUUUUAGAGUAAAAAAAUUAGAGAACAAUAUGAAUAACAGUAUUUGAGUGAAUAAAUAGAAUAAAGUAAAUAGUUUUUAGAGAACAGAUAAUCAUUUAAGGAGGAAUAAAAAUAAAAAUUGAAGAAUGAGUAUAAAAAGCAAAUAAAAAUAAAGAAUGAGGUUUAGGACUAUUAAUAAUAAAGAGUUUGGAGUUUAUAUAAGGAAUUGGAGAGAAGUAUUAUGCAUAAAGAAACACUAUAAAAAGAUGCUUAACGGAUGGAAUAAUAGGUUUGUAUAAAAAAUUAAGGAAUUUAAAAAUAUUGA
Molecule: messenger RNA, 1580 nt
Organism: Paramecium sonneborni
Lineage: Eukaryota; Ciliophora; Oligohymenophorea; Peniculida; Parameciidae
Source: the annotation of a GenBank genome assembly